Adineta steineri is the source of this 963-nucleotide messenger RNA. The record is from the annotation of a GenBank genome assembly. NCBI's taxonomy places the organism in Eukaryota, Metazoa, Rotifera, Eurotatoria, Adinetida, Adinetidae.
AUGUACUCGCGUAGUCAAGAAAGAGACGAUGAUUAUCGAAGACGUUAUAGUCGACAAGACGUUCAAUAUACAGCUAAUCGUAAUCAACAGCCAUUAGAAUCGAGUAUGAAUCUAAGUCAACGACCUACAGCGAUGGGGUAUCAUUAUUCAGGAGAAUCUCAUGAUCUCAAAGACAAACGUGAAGAAUCAGGAUAUUGUUUUGGUAUACUUAUUGUUCUUAGUUAUUUUCUUGUCGUUAUUACAUUUCCAUUAUCUCUAUGCGUUUGUCUUAAAGUUGUACAAGAGUAUGAAAGAGCUGUCAUUUUUCGACUUGGCCGUAUUUUAGAGAAUGGAGCACGUGGACCCGGUCUAUUCUUUAUCUUACCAUGUGUUGAUACAUACAGUAAAGUUGAUCUUCGAACAGUAACAUUCGAUGUUCCACCACAAGAAAUUCUAACUAAAGAUAGUGUAACAGUUGCUGUUGAUGCAGUUGUUUAUUUUCGAAUUUUUAAUUCGGUUAUAUCAAUAACAAAUGUUGAAGAUGCAGCCAAAUCAACAAAACUUUUAGCAGCAACAACACUACGAAAUGUUUUGGGUACAAAAACACUUCAUGAGAUUCUUGCCGAACGAGAUAAAAUCGAUAAUGUUAUUCAAACAAGCCUUGAUGAAGCAACUGAUCCUUGGGGUGUUAAAGUUGAACGUGUAGAAGUAAAAGAUGUUCGUUUACCAGUUGCAUUACAAAAAGCAAUGGCAGCUGAAGCUGAAGCAUCUCGAGAUGCACGUGCAAAAUUCAUUGCUGCAGAAGGUGAAAUGAAAGCAAGUCGUGGUUUAAAAGAAGCAGCUGAUAUUAUUAAUCAAUCGCCAAUAGCAAUGCAAUUACGAUACUUACAAACAUUAACACAAAUAGCAGCUGAAAAAAAUUCAACUAUUGUUUUUCCUAUUCCUAUUGAACUUUUACAAGCUGUAGCACCUAAUCGUCGUUAA